CGAAGACCGAGUGCUAAGAAAGUGCGAAACGAGUUGACAUUUUGCAAAAUUCAAGAACAUGACGCUGCUGAAAAUUAUGCUGCUGCAGGUGAUUCUAGUUGGGCUCUUUAUACGGACUAAGCAAUCAAUCACAGGAGUCACGUACAUGGACCACUUCGACUUCGAGGAAAGAUACAGGAACGUGUAUGAAUGCGACCCUCUCCAUUGGUACCCACUACAUCUGCCUCCCGAGUGCACCAAAAUGUAUGAGGAACUAAUUCGAAAGGGAGUAGCUUCUAUGACAAAUACACCAGUUAAAAUAUUGAAAGAGAGAGAAAGUGCUUUCUACAAUCUGAAUCCCUAUGCUCUCUCUUCAUCCGUCCCUUUGUAUGAACCUCCAGAUUCCCAAGAAUCCGAAGAAGUGUACAAGUAUGACAUUCCACGAUUGCCACCGUACGUGAAAAUGUUUGACAUGCUCAGGAAAGAUGUCAGAAGAGAGCCGAAAGCACCUGUAGUAACUAAUUUACCUGGAUUGGGUGCAGUGGCUUUGUAUCGUCAACCAAUAUCAAGAAAGAGUGGUCAAUAUAUUAAAAAAAUUGCUGGAGUUUAUAGAGAUGCAUAUAUGAAACAUUAUCCAUAUUAUAAUAACACAACGAACAACGAUACAGAAACUACAACUGAACAACAUGAAACAUCGGAAGUUGAUGAAAAUGAACCUCCCGUUCACAAACAUAAGCUUAAUAUAAAAAAGAAAAUAAAAAAUGGGAAUUCAUUCGCCAUUCUUAGAACAUACCAAAAUUAA
This is a messenger RNA of Ostrinia furnacalis (Asian corn borer), 781 nucleotides long. RefSeq lists its product as uncharacterized. The transcript has 2 exons. Bases 59 to 781 code for a protein of 240 amino acids. The record is from RefSeq and is a predicted model, not a curated record. NCBI's taxonomy places the organism in Eukaryota, Metazoa, Arthropoda, Insecta, Lepidoptera, Crambidae.